Molecule: messenger RNA, 678 nt
Organism: Quercus robur (English oak)
Lineage: Eukaryota; Viridiplantae; Streptophyta; Magnoliopsida; Fagales; Fagaceae
Product: NDR1/HIN1-like protein 10
Exons: 1
Coding region: 1-678 (225 amino acids)
Biological process (GO): defense response to other organism
Source: RefSeq, a predicted model, not a curated record
AUGGCGGAGAAAGAACCCCAGUUGAAUGGUUCCUACCCCGGCCCAUCUAUACCACCGCCGAACCAAGAAGACAAACACAAAAGCCGUGGCCGCUUUUGUUGCCUUUUUGGCUGCCUUUGGAAAACCAUAGUGGCCUUGAUUCUCAUCAUUGUCCUUGCUAUCUUCAUCUGCUGGCUUAUCCUUCAACCCAGAAUGUUCAAGGUCCAUAUCACGGAUGCCAAACUCACUCAGUUCAAUUUCACAAACAACAACAACAAUCUUCAAUACAAACUCGACCUCAACAUCACUCUCAGAAACCCCAACAAGAAGAUGGCUAUCUACUUCGACAAAAUCGAGGCCAAUGCGUUCUACGAGGGCCAGAGGUUCGAUACAGAGAAUUUGACGAAAUGGGGUUUUAAAGUAGAACGCAAGAGUACGCAUUUUUUGAAUGCAACGUUUUCAGGUCAGCAAUGGAUGGUGCUUGGAGCUAAUGAGCUUGACUUCAACGAGGAAAAAAGUGUUGGGGUCUAUAGCAUUUAUUUGAAGUGCUAUCUUCGUAUUAGGUUCAGGAUUGGAGAUUUCAUAGGUGGGGAUCACAAGCCAAAGGUUAGGUGCGGAUUGAAAGUUCCAUUGAUUUCUAACGGGAAUUUAUCAACAGCUCGAUUUGAGACUACCAGGUGUGACGUCCAAUUGUUCUAA